This is a messenger RNA of Hevea brasiliensis (rubber tree), 2366 nucleotides long. Its product is annotated as cysteine-rich receptor-like protein kinase 42. Gene Ontology annotation, molecular function: ATP binding; protein kinase activity. The record is from RefSeq and is a predicted model, not a curated record. NCBI's taxonomy places the organism in Eukaryota, Viridiplantae, Streptophyta, Magnoliopsida, Malpighiales, Euphorbiaceae. Gene Ontology annotation, biological process: protein phosphorylation.
GGAAAGUAGCGCAAAAAAAAAUUAAGAGCGAAAACAAAAACGAAUCAGCACUUCUUCUUCUUCAUCAGAGUUCCAUACACAGAGAGGAGGAAGGAAAGCAAACAACUUCUAUGUAUUCUUUAACUGUGAACUACCCAGUACUAUAUAGAACAUGCCUCUUCUCUUUCUUUAUCUGCUCGUUCUUCUCUCUCUCCCUCUCCGAUCCUCGAAUCACCCAAUCCGGCCUCUUUUGCGGCAACUCAACACGUCUCAGGGACCUUGUCCCUGCUUUUGUUAAGGAAAUGGAAGCUCUUUCGCAGCUCAUAAACAAUACCCACUUUGCUACUUACCACCUCAACAACUCCUCUGUUCCUAUCUACGCUUUAACCCAGUGCCACGGAGACCUCUCGCAGACUGAUUGCCUCCUCUGCUACGCCGCCUCUCGCACCAAGAUCCCCCGUUGCCUUCCCUCCGUCUCUGCUCGCAUUUAUCUUGAUGGGUGCUUUCUUCGUUAUGAUAAAUAUGAUUUCUUUCAGGAGGCUGUGUCCCUUUCUCUUGAUACUUUCAAAUGUAGCCAGGAAAAUUUUUCUGGUUCUGGUGAUGAGAAUGGGAAGUUGAAGUUUGAUUCGAGUGUUGGGUAUGCGGUUGCUAAUGUGACUAGUAAAGCUGUGGAGAAUGGUGGGUUCGCUGUGACGGGGAUUGAUGGUGUUUAUGCUUUGGCUCAGUGUUGGGAGAGUGUCGGGAAAAAUGGGUGUGUGGAGUGUUUGGAGAAGGCAGUAAAGGAGGUUAAAGGGUGCUUGCCAAGCAAGGAAGGCAUAGGGAUGAAUGCUGGCUGCUAUUUGAGAUACUCCACGGACAAGUUCUUUAGUCAUGAAGGAGAACUAGGGGAUGCUCACGGAUUGUCAGGAGUUGCCAUUGCUAUUGCUUUAGCAGCAACUGCACUCCUCAUGCUGUCUCUCCUUGCAGCUUAUGCUGGCUAUAGAAAAUUAUUGAAGGAAAAAGAAGAACGUAUCAAUCUCAAAAAAGUUUCAAUCAGUUUCAACAAAUCAGGGUUGAAUUUCAAGUAUGAGACCCUGGAAAAGGUGACAGAUUAUUUCAAUCCGUCAAGGAAAAUAGGCCAAGGAGGAGCUGGUUCUGUAUUUGUAGGGACUCUUCCAGAUGGGCAGACUGUUGCAGUUAAAAGAUUGAUUUUCAAUACAAGACAAUGGGUGGAUGAGUUCUUCAAUGAGGUAAACUUAAUCAGUGGAAUUCAACACAAGAACCUUGUGAAGUUUUUGGGAUGUAGCAUUGAAGGUCCCGAGAGCCUUCUGGUUUAUGAAUAUGUCCCUAACAAGAGCCUCGAUCAGUUCAUCUUCGGAAACAAUAAAACCAGAACUCUAAAUUGGAAGGAGCGGUUCAAUGUAAUUGUUGGAACGGCUGAGGGGCUUGCAUAUCUUCAUGGAGGUUGUCAAGAGAGAAUAAUCCACAGGGACAUUAAAAGCAGUAAUAUUCUUCUUGAUGAGAAUCUCACUCCAAAGAUUGCAGAUUUUGGACUUGUUCGGUGUUUUGGUGCUGAUAAGACUCAUCUUAGCACUGGAAUUGCAGGAACAAUAGGAUAUAUGGCUCCAGAGUAUCUGAUACGAGGGCAGCUAACUGAGAAGGCUGAUGUUUACAGUUUUGGAGUACUGGUUCUUGAAAUCGUAAUGGGCAGAAGGUGUAAUGGGUUGAUAGACUACUCCAGAUCACUUCUGCAAACAGUAUGGCGACUUUACAGAUCAAAUAGAUUGGAUGAAGCUGUUGAUCCUUGCCUGAGAGAUGAUUUUCCAGUACAGGAGGCUUCCAAGGUGCUUCAAAUUGGCCUUUUAUGCACACAAGCUUCAGGUGCCUUAAGACCAUCGAUGGCAGAAGUGGUGGGGAUGCUAAAUAGUAGUGAUUGUGUAAUUCCUCUCCCAAAUCAACCUCCUUUUAUGAAUGCGACUCUGCUAGAACCUGAGAGCUCCAGAAGGUCUUACAGCGCAAAUAGUUAUGUAUCAAAUGCAGCCACAAAAGUUGAAGUUUAUUCCUACACUUCCUCGGAGUCCUCUAGCAUGAAUAGUUCAUAUAGGCCAUCAAGAAGUGAAAUGAAGACAGAAAUAAACCCCAACUAGAUUUCCUAUGUUUCAAAGAUUGCCAAGUUCAAAGAUUUCCUUAGAACAGUUUUUGAGGUAACCCUUGCUUGAACUUCUUGAGGUAAAAUACAGUGACUCUAGCUCCUAGUCUUUAUGGAAUCACUUGCAAGAUUGCAAGCAAGGACAUGCCAUGCAACCUUUUGUACAAAUUUAUAGAGAUACUAAAGAAGGUAUAGUUUAUGAUUAAAAACUUUUUGGUUGUGAAGAUUUACAGCAAGAGAUAAGUCUGUUAUUGAUUUA